AAUGAAAAUCAACAGAAAGAUAAACAGAAUUAAACAACCCAGACACGUCUCUAAAAAACAUCUAAACAAACUUAAAGACGUCUUGUAUCCGUCUUUAAAUAUCUUUAAAAUGUUUUUGGCCUUUUGUGCUAUUAGGAAGCCAGUUCUUGUUCAGUGCGUAGAAAGUGAGAAAGAUAAGCAGAAGAAUAUCUAUGUUAAAAAAUUGUCGUAAUUUUUACAGACGGAAGAAACACAAAAAAGAACAAAGUCAAGAGCAUCUAAUAAAAAAUAUGAUGCAUAUCAGGUUUUUUAUUCGUGAAACGGUUAAUGGUUUCCGAUUGUCAUCAAAUGUACAAAGUCGCGCAAAGUCGAUCAAAGGAUGUUCAGUGGAUAGUAAAAUAACAAACAUAGAAAACAAACCGCAAUAUAUAUGGCCGACUAAAAAUAUUCCUGGUCCAAAAGCAUUGUCUUUGCUUGGCAAUUGGUUUAGAUUCAUACCUUAUAUAGGUGAAUACAGUAAUGCAGAUGUUAUGACUCAAUUACGUAUACUGCACGAACAGUAUGGCAACAUCGUCAAACUGGACGGCUUAAUGAAUCGUCGAUCAUGUGUCUUUCUAUUCUGUCCGCAACUUUGCGAAGAAAUGUAUCAUUUGACAAGCACUUCACCGAUACGAAUUGCUUUAGAAACCUUACAUUACUAUCGUAAAAAUAGGAAACAUAUCUAUCUCGAUGGACAGUAUGGUCUUGCAGUAAAUCAAGGAAAGAUAUGGCGCGAUUUUCGCACAAAAGUUAACCCGCACAUGAUGCAACCGCAAACAGUCACAACGCAUGUCACGCAAAUCAGUGAAGUGGCCAUCGAAUUCAUAGAAAAGAUACGAGCAUUGCGAGAUCCUAAAACUCUAGAAUUGCCAAAUAACUUUAUGAAUGAAUUGUAUAAAUGGAGUUUGGAAUCAAUGUGUUCAAUCGCAUUGGGUUAUCGAUUAGGAUGUUUAAAGCCCAAUCUUGCCAUGAAUUCGGAACCACAAAUAAUGAUUAAUUGCGUACAAGACAUAUUCGAUCUCAUGUAUCGCUUGGAAAACCUGCCAUCAUUGUGGAAGAUAUACAAUACGCGAAAUCUCAAGAAGUUGAUUCAUGCCCUGGAUACAUUUGAUGAAAUUUCUAUUAAAUAUAUCGAACGCGCUAAGGAGAAACUUCGUGAGAAGACAGACAGUAUAGAUUCGCAAAAUCAUAGUGUACUGGAGAAGCUUUUGCGUAUCGACGAAAAAACAGCUCAUAUAAUGGCAUUGGAUAUGUUACUGGCGGGUAUUGACACGACUGGCAAUGCGGCUGGCGGUUUGCUCUAUUAUAUUGCAAAUAAUUUAAAGACUCAAGAAAAAUUAAGAGAAGAGGUAAUGUCUGUUUUACCGAGCAAAACAUCGCUUGUUACACAUGAUAUACUGAAUCGAAUAACGUAUACCAAGGCCUGUAUUAAAGAAUCUAUGCGAUUGUUUCCUAUUGUUAUUGGCAUUCAAAGAACUAUGCAAAAGGAUGUUUCUAUAAAAGGAUAUAGAAUACCAGCAGGAAUGGACGUUAUUGCCUGUCAUGCAUUGAUCUCAAUGGAAUCUGCACAAUUUCCAUUACCACACGAAUACAUACCAGAGAGAUGGUUACGGGAUAAAACUAAAUUUCCAUUAAUCAAAGAGCCGCAUCCUUAUGCAUACAUGCCUUUUGGAUAUGGUAUGCGCACCUGUAUUGGUCGAAGAUUCGCCGAGAUGGAACUUGAAACAUUGCUCUUGACAAUCAUACGAAAUUUCCGAAUUGAAUGGCAUCACGAACCGCUCAAGUACAAAAGCCAAAUUACAAACACGCUAGUAUUGCCAAUGCGAUUCAAAUUCAUCGAUUUGUAGAUCGUCUCAAAUUUCUUCGCAAUCCAUUACUAUUUGUGUUUUAUAGAAUUUGUCAAAAUUUUAUUAUCUUAUGCAAUAUUUUUUUAACAUAUUCACAUUUUCUGUUAGUUUGUUAUCUAAAUAAAUAACUGAAUUGAUUUACAAAUAUUUGACCAGAGAAAUGAAAAAGAUCGC
Molecule: messenger RNA, 2039 nt
Organism: Camponotus floridanus (Florida carpenter ant)
Lineage: Eukaryota; Metazoa; Arthropoda; Insecta; Hymenoptera; Formicidae
Product: probable cytochrome P450 12a5, mitochondrial
Exons: 9
Coding region: 192-1865 (557 amino acids)
Molecular function (GO): monooxygenase activity; oxidoreductase activity, acting on paired donors, with incorporation or reduction of molecular oxygen; heme binding
Source: RefSeq, a predicted model, not a curated record